Guyanagaster necrorhizus is the source of this 892-nucleotide messenger RNA. RefSeq lists its product as uncharacterized. Bases 144 to 725 code for a protein of 193 amino acids. The transcript has a single exon. Lineage: Eukaryota; Fungi; Basidiomycota; Agaricomycetes; Agaricales; Physalacriaceae. The record is from RefSeq and is a predicted model, not a curated record.
AUUCUCGUGAACGUAAAGUAUUGUUCAUCAACAUCUACAAGUCUGUUUUCACUUUUUGGAAUAAGUUUCAGGUAUAGAGAGGCUUGAUACUUCUGGCAUGACAUGCCUGGGCGUGAUCUACGGUCUCAUGCAGGAUCAUACGGAUGAACGACGAUAAACACUCUUUUAUUAGCCUAAAAGCCAAAGUGCCACGACACCGCUAUCUGCUUCCUAAACUGUUCGGGAUUCUGCAACGACGUUUCAGGGAAUGUCCGAUAGACCUUAUUCCGUUUGACACAGAGAUACAGGAUCUCUAUGAAACGUUCUUCAGAGGUCUACGGGAACUUCUUCAGGCCCCCAAGAACGAGAUCCUAAAUCCUAAUGGCAACGGCGACUUGUUCAGAAGUCUGUGGUAUACCAUAACGGAAUGGAGCACGCAGCUUGCGGUCGUUCUAGCACGAUGCGACUCUGAGUGUCUCGACGAGUCCGCCAUUUGGGUCGUCUUGGAGGAGCUCAUCUAUUGUCUCCUCCGCGCCGACGAAAAGUAUUCUCGUGAAAUAACAUGUGGGCCAUACAUCCUCCAUCACCCCGCUUCUGUACAUCAAAGCGAUCCAAAAUUACCGCCCGCUACUUCACCUCGAAUUUCUCCCUUGAAAAGCCCCUCCUGCGCUUUUUUCAAAGUGUCGCGAAUACACCGCAUCGACAGGAUAUGCGCCAUUCCCCGGCCACAGCUCAUAGUCUCAUGAUGUCAUGUUUCCGGCACAUCAUCACACGCGUCCAGGAUCCUACCAUCUCUUUUGAUGCGCGCCUCCGUGUUCACACCUUUGUCUGCAUUGUUUCCUUGUCAUCAGACAGAUAUAACCGGAUAUUUCUUGCCAAUAGAGCGCUCUACUGGCUGUCCCUUAGCAUUACG